CACUACUUUCUGUCUUCAAUGAAAUGAAGUCAUCUCUUUUCGCAGCUGGAAGAAAAUUAAUUGAAAACGUAUUGGAAAGAAUCCCCUUGGCUUCUUUGAUUUUACGGUUUUCAUAUUUGCUAUUUUCAGACAUACAUUCAUACACUGAAGUGUAACUUUAGCCAGGAAAGAAGAAACAAAAAAAAAAGAAUGCCAAACAAUAAAAACAAGUUGCUUUUACAAACAAUCUGCCUGUGUAUUUCGCGUAUACAGACAACAAACCAAACUUUAACGGAAGCGUAUCCGGAAAAAGCAAGACGACUAUUCGUCUCUCCCAGCUCACUCUGGCAAAUAGAGCGCAAGCGGUUAAACUAUUCGCUAUUGUUGUUGUUGUGCAUGGUGAGCUCGCCGCGACCAUGAUGAGGGCUUAGCUAAAGUUUUCAACUGAUCUCGACAUCAGUGUCAGAGUGAAUGUGCGCGGAGCAUUGUUUGUUACUCAGGAAGACGGAAAACGCAUCAACAACAGCCGCAUUCGCAGCAGCAGCAGCAACAGCACAUCAUCACGAAUAGUGAAGUGUUAGUUAGUUAGUUUACGGGAAGAAUAUGCAACAACAUCAUCAUGCAACAGCAACAGGAAGCAAAUACAUCCACUUUACCCCUCAUACCAACACUGCAAAGCUGCCCAUCGAAGUGGUGAAGAAAUUAAUUGCAUCCGUCUCGCAAAGACCAAAUCUCUGGAUACGCACAAAUAAUGGCCAGAAGAGAUCCGAUAUCAAUUUGCUAUGGCAACAAGUUAGCUCAGAAGUUCAUCUUCCAGCCGACAUAUGCCGUAUUAAAUGGGGACAUCUGCGGGAUAACUUUCGCAAGGUUUUCAUACGCAACACCUUGUCGUCGGAACCCCCAACCACAUGGCGUUUUUAUAAUGACAUGCGAUUCAUGGAACCAGCAGUGGCCGAAAAUGUCAUGCGACACCAUCGCUUGCGAGAACAAUCAUUUUACUGGCAAGAACUGCACAAUGCCGGACAGCGUCAGGGGCAUCGGCCAACCACCAACACCACUAAUGGUCCGGCUGAAACACAAUACGAUAAUACGCUACAAAAUCAAUUUAAUUUUUCCGAGUUUGCUGCCAUAUUUCAAGGCAAUACUGCAACAGCAAAUAAACGUAUAAAACUUGAGGUGUCGGAAUCUUCGGAAACAUCAAUGGCUGGCUCCAUGUCCUAUCACAAAGACGAUAAGACUGAAUUUUAUGGACAACGUAUGGCUUCAAACGGUGUGCCCGCCAAUGAGGAAGAUGACGAUGGUGGCGGUGGUGGUUGCGGCGACGAAGACGACGACGAUGAUGAUGAUGAUGACGAUCAGUUUGAUGAAGAUGCCGUUUCGACAGAUGAAAAUCUCCAAUGUCCCGAUAAUCCCGAUAAUAGCAAGGAGAUGAAUAACCAAUCGGACAAACUAGACUAUGUCAACGAUGAAAAGCCGAUGAAAAAAAUUACCAUUGCCAAUUUUAAAAUGCAUCAAGAAAUGGCCACAAAUACAGAGCCUGGGUUCGAUUCUCUCGAAGAAGAUUCGGAUCGUAUGUUUUUGUUAAGUUUGCUGCCGUACCUAAGAAAGGUGAAUGAACAAAGAAAACUACAGGUUAGACAACAGCUGCAGGAUGUCUUUAUUAAGGAAUUCGGCUAAGAUAAUCCGAAAUCGAAGUAUUUGUAAAGAAAAAUGGUAUUUGUUUAAUUAUUGUAGGCAUAUCGAAAAGUAUUAUUUUGAGAUGAAAAAAC
This is a messenger RNA of Musca domestica (house fly), 1748 nucleotides long. RefSeq lists its product as uncharacterized. Gene Ontology annotation, biological process: regulation of transcription by RNA polymerase II. Bases 583 to 1656 code for a protein of 357 amino acids. Lineage: Eukaryota; Metazoa; Arthropoda; Insecta; Diptera; Muscidae. Gene Ontology annotation, molecular function: DNA binding. Gene Ontology annotation, cellular component: nucleus; transcription regulator complex. The record is from RefSeq and is a predicted model, not a curated record. The transcript has 2 exons.